AAUAUUUUUUCUAAACUCUCUUCGUUUAGAUUCCCUUCAUCUAUUAACUGCUACUGUGACACGGUAUUGUGGCCCGGAAACUGUGACUUCCGUGUUAAUACACAAACUACCGUGCCGCAAACUCGAUUACUUCGAACAGCAUUACAUCUCAGAUGCGGAUAAGGAGUACAGAUCUAUAGCCUUACGCAUUCUCACAUACUAUUCGGUUUUGUGUCAUAUAUAUUCUUGCGGCUAUGGCAAAAAAGAGGACUUUUCACUUUGACUAUCGUUGCUACACCACUGGUAAGAUCUUACCUUGGUUACAAGCUGAUAUCUCGGCCAUUGGCAAUCACGUACUUAGCUGGAUCUCAAUAUCCUCAUUGUGUGUCAAGUAUUGGACUAAUCUUCGCAUGUUUAUAUGCAUAUUAUCGUUCUUCAGAGUUAUCUCAACUUUUUAGCCACUUCCUGGGUAUUGGAUCAUCCUUUUGUCGCAAUCAACCCUCCACGAUACUUACCUGGAAGGCGUUGGAUGUAGCGAGGCAUGAGAAGGUACUAACUAAUUGAUUCAAAUCCGCACGAUUGAUAGGUCGUCGUAUGAUUCGAGAUACAUGUGUAGAGCGCUUUGUACAAAGCGCUCAUGUACGCUAUCAUUUGUCUGCUCGUCUACUUCUCUUUCACCAUCCAUGUACGUUUCAAUUCACAGUCCAUAGUUAUCCGUGGUAUUGCAAAAGUUUGGUUGACUGAUUAAGGAAGUCGAGAGAUAUGAAAUACCUGUGCAUCGUGGAGGCUAAGCAUGUCAAAAGGAAAAGCAAACACCAGCCCCUUGGUACCUAAGGUAGUGAUAAGGUUUUCAUUCGAAGAUCUUUACCGAAUUGAGGAUCCAAACUUCAGCUGCCCAGUGAUCGAUAUCCAACCCCAGAUCUAGCCCUUUUACACAUGCUUUGAUUUGUUACCGAGAUUCAUAUAAGGUUAACACAGUCUGGUUAAUGGUUAACCUUAAGCAAGAAUCAUUGGAUAUCGAAUCGUUUAGCAUUCCACUACCGGUAACGCCCUAGUUACCUCCUUUGUUCACUCAUCUAUCCACCUAGCUUACCCUACCUUACUGCAUGCAGCCUAUGGACUUCCUAUUGGCGACCAAAAUACGUCAUUUGGCAACACCAGCUUUAUCAAAAAAUACAACAUAUACACAACUUUGGGGAAACAUCACCUCUCUAUCGUGCCGCCGUGUCUAAAACCUUCAAUCCGAAUCUUCUCAUAAUUGUUCCGAAAACAUCUCUACUGCCAUCAGCAGUAGCCCUUAGCUUUCCAUCGCGGGGCACAGGCGCCUAGCUUCACUAUCGUGUUUCCGGUCAUUUUCCGAUAAACAAACUUCAUUCGUACGUCUCUGUCCUAGUGUGACGUUAUCGCGGGAAUCCAUCAAUACAAAUCGAAAAUACUGGCCUAAAAUCUGUGUAUUCGUCCCGAAUGCCAUCAGUUAUAACAUCCGGUGAUAUAGUGAAAAAGAUUUAUACCAAUCCGUCAUUCCCAGCUUCUUGGGUUUGUAUGUAUUAUUGAUCUCAUCUCGUUAAUAAGACUCCAAAAAUCAUGCUCUCAUCCUUGGAACGCAAACGAAUUCGCGAGGUUCGCCGGUACUACAAAAGGUCUCCCGAUGAUCCGCCCAUUGCCGGGGAAGAUGUGCCAGCCGAAACUCCCGAGACAGUCCGGUCCGUAGAAAAAGCUAGCAGCCCGAAUAGUACUUUGACGGCCUUGAUGCAACUGAUUACGUGGCGUCUCGGGGCGGGGAGGGCGAUGGUAUCUGUAGUAGAUGAUAAUGCACAAGUAUUUGUGAUUCCGAUCAAGACUAUCGCAAUCUUUCACUCACGGUUUAUAGUACUUCCUUGCGGAAGCAACAAAGACAUUGGAUUUGUCAGAUUCUUCAAAACAUGACCCAGGCGAUGAUUUAUGGAUGGGGUGUGGAGGGUAAGCUAUCUUGAAGUAACCGAUGUGGAGCUUUUCUAACUACUGUCACCAUUACUAGAACUAUCCGUAGCCAAGCCCUUUGUGCAGUGAGUGUCUCUGUUCCAUUGAUCACCCAUCACUAAGAUAGUGCCAUUAGUAUACUAUAGAAGUUGUCCCUGAGCCAAAUCAUUACGCCUGUUUCAGUGUUCCCGAUUUAAUGGCUGAUCCGAGGUUCUGUAACUUGCCUUAUGUUGCGGGAGGGCCGAGAUUCCGUUAUUAUGCAGGGACCCCUUUGAUCAGUAAUACUGGGAUACCAAUUGGAAGCGUCUUCGUCAUUGAUCCAAGGCCACGCGAGCCAGCUACAAGGGCAGAAAUUGAUUUCCUGGGAUUGAUGGCGAAAAACGUGAUGGAAUAUCUUGAAAUGAAACGAGAAAGUGUACAAUUGAGACGCAAUGAUGUUAUGUCCAAAGGGUUAGCUGCGUUAGUUGAGGGUCAAAGUAAGAUCCCGGGGCAGGUCGUAACAGAUGUCGCCGUCAAGUGCCAAGAAGUUAUCAGGACCAGCUCGGAUGAAGCCAACAUGAUUAACACUAACUUGAGGAGUAGUCUAAUUGUCACUGACAAUUCUUCUGCUACGGUAGCUGAACAGUCAUUAAGCAAGAUCGUGGGGCCCCCGCGUUCACUCAUCGGCGACAACCUGUUAUAUGAUGCCUCACCUAAUACUCCUAUAAGGCCCCUGACAUUGACUGAUGCUCCGGCUACCCAUGAUCGGAUACUUUCACGAGGUGCCAAUUUACUGAGGGAAUCCCUUGAUGUUGACUAUACAAUCUUCUUUGAUAUGAGUAUUGGCUUUUCAACCAGUGCCGAAGAUGGACAGAAUGGAGAGGUUAGAUCACCUGAAAAUGCCAUGGUGGAUGCAUCAAAUACAAGUAAUGACUGCGCCUCGACUGCCGCCCAGCUUGAAGAAAUUGGUAUCAGCUUGUUGAAUAUAUCCACGCGGCCUUGCUCGCUAAACAGGAGGACCAAUGAAGCAGGCUCGGCCAAAGUUAGAAGUUUUUCCACUUCAACGUCUUCAUCGUUGGAAGGCAACACAUUAUCCUGUAACCUGUACAGAGCGCCGAAUGAAAAGGAUCUGCAAAGACUCUCAAAGAGGUAUCCUAAGGGUAAAGUAUGGACGUUCAAUGGCUAUGAUUCUGAAUCUUCAGAGGGAGAAGAUUCGCCACCAUAUGAACAAAUGUUUGCCAUGCAAAAUAAUCCACAUCAGCGCCGUCGAGUCAGAAAAACUGAUCGCAGCAUUAUGAAGCAAUGCUUCCCUGAUGCUCGGGAGGUUCUUUUUGCUCCUCUUUCGGAAGCAGGAACUGAAUUACCAAUAGUGGCAUGCUUUGCAGUAUCGCUACGAGACAUAGCAAUUUUCACAUCGGAUACCGAAAAGGCAUUUGUCCGUGGGUUUUUGAACAGUGUAUCUAUUGAGUAUAAUCGAAUAUCCAUCGCCGCUGCCGACCGUCAAAAGGGAGACUUCAUAUCAAGUAUAUCGCAUGUGAGUAAUUUCAUCCUAUCUAUUUUCAUCCGUUUUGCAAUGUCUUUCUACAAAGUGUAGAGAACUCCCCUUUCAUGACGCAAACCACUGCAAGGUAUCUAGUGGUCCAGACUUACGAAGCAGAGUCAACCUUCCAAAGCUUAGAAAGUUGAUUAUUUGCAUGAAUCAAUUGUUCUAGAUAAAUCUGACCUUUCAAAUUACCUCUUUCUUGAAAUUCUUUUCCAAGGCUUUUAUUUAUUUCAGAAAUCAAAAGCUUGUUAUUGUUGGACUGCAAGUCCGGACUAUUGGAUAUCCUAAUUGUCGGCUGGCACGUGCUUGAGGCCCUUCCCAGCUUCGCCUCUGUCUUUACACAUUCUAAACUUACAAAAUCUUCAGAGUUGCAACUGACAGACUGAAGGAACUGAAAUCGCCGCUUCAUGGCAUACUGGGAUCUGCCGGUAUUUAUGUUCUGCUAGGAGUUUUCAGGAUACGUUCUAACGACUUUGAUAGAGCUCUUAAGCGAGACGAGUCUUGACAAUGGUCAAUUUGAAUUUUGCUCGACAAUCGAAACGUGUGGACGAGUCCUUCAAGAAACUUUGAUGGAUGUUCUUGAAUACUCCAAGGUAUGGAUUCGGCUUCCCUAGAACUUUCGCGGUUACUGAACCUGCAAAUGCAUUGGCAAACUCUCACCCACACAAAGCUAAUACUUCCAGCUGAACAACCUAAAGAAAGAUAAAGCAGCUGGAGCAAGGGUUCCGAAUAAGAAUGGAGAUACUUCAGAUUCUCAAAAAGUAGGCGGCGAAAGCCUUGCUAGCGGAGACAUGGAUUCGCUACCUCUAGAUCUUGCUAGGAUGUGUGAAGAUUCGGUGGCGAUUGUUGCAGCUGCAUACAUGCAUCACAGAUCAAAUUCUGAACAUCUUCUUCACCAAGUAAUGCAACCUCCAGGAACCACGGACAGGGAAGAGGAUCGGAUGUUAUAUAAAUCUAGCUCCGUCACUGUAUCUUUACAGAUAGCCUUGAAUGAUUGGCACUUUUUCUGCUCUCCAGGAUCCGUACAGCGCAUCAUCAUGAAUUUAGUUGGGAACAGUCUCAAGUAUACCUCGACAGGCUUCAUAGAUAUUUCUUUAACAGUUGAAUCUGCGAAAAAUGACAACCUCGAGUUAUCGACGACACCAAAGAUAUUCGGUGAUGAUUUGGUGGUACUGCGAGUUAGUGAUAGUGGCAAGGGCAUUUCUAGCGAAUUUUUAAAGAGCAAGCUUUUUAUAGCCUUUUCUCAAGAGUCUUCAAUAGCGCCGGGUACCGGUAAGAAUUUAAUCAUGUCUCUUGGUCAUGCUGGUAUGCUAACUUACUCAAGGACUCGGGCUUCACAUCGUAGAUUCUCUUAUACGGAUGUAUAAUGGAACCAUUGAUGUCCAAAGUCAAAUUGAUCAUGGCACUACGGUUACAGUUAAACUACCUCUCGCGAAGGCAGCUUCUGAUAAAACUUCUGUCGCACCUGCUGGUACCGUUCCCAAGGACCAAGUUGUCGAAGUAAAGAGGCUGCUCCAGGAAUUCAAAUAUUCCACUUUUUCAACGCAUGGAUUUCACUCUGGUUCAUUAAGUUAUCUGAAGAAAUCCCUACACGAUUAUCUUACCAAGUGGCUCGGCAUGAAUCAUGGUGCUGAUGAUCGUGCUGCUGAUAUUGUCUUCGUCACAGAAGAGAGACUCGAUGUAUUCUUGUCGCAGUUGAUGAAAGCCAGUUCAUUCAAGCCUUCGCUUAUAAUAGUGGUACGCUAUGUUCCAAGCCAGGGCCAUACAUCACAGCAAAGCUCCAUUAUUGGCAUUCCCAUUGAGAGUUUGACGAUACCUUUUGGUCCUUGGAAAUUGCUGAAAACGUUGAUCACCUGCUUAUCUCCGAAGAAAGAGCAGCGAUCGCCAACAACUUUGACUAUAACCGAAAACAAAUGUUCUUACAACAGCCCUUUGGCCUCCCCAAUGACUGAUGUUCAAACGGAGCUUGGGGUGUCCGUCACCAGGCCCGCUGCUGAUGAAGUACCCCCUGACAAGCCGCUUGCUGCGCCUCAAAAUUCACCGAACCAUUCUCAACCUACAAUUCUUUGCGUUGAUGAUAAUCCUAUCAACCUCCGCAUCCUCAAAGCAGGUUUCCGCAAACUGAACUUUGACAUCACGUGUGCGGAAAAUGGAGCUGUGGCGUUUGCAAAGUAUCGUCUUCAACCUAAUGGGUUUGAUCUUGUCUUUAUGGGUGAGCAGAAUCUACUUUUCCCCUGACAUUAAUUUGCUUCUGGCUAGUAAAGCAAAUCAGAUGUUAAUCCAUACAUCUACAUAAUGCCUUAGAUUAAACUAAUAAAUGUAAUCAAUAAUAGAUAUUAGCAUGCCCGUCUGCAACGGCUACCAAUCUACACGAAUGAUCCGAUGUCUCGAUAACCUUCAACAGAGUAUCAGUCCCGUACCAUUACAACCAACGCGUAUCGUGGCACUCUCAGCCGCAUAUUCAGAGAAGGAUCUGGAAAAGGCGAAGGCGGCGGGUAUGGAUGAUUUAUACACGAAACCUAUGAAGGUUAGUAGGUUGGAGACGUUGAUGAGGGAUUGGGGUUAUUUGGAUUCAUGAUUGGAAAAUACGAGAGUUGGAGGGUGGGUAGGAAAUCUGGGGGAAUUCGGUUAUAGAAGAUAUUGUCGAGAUGGAUAUGGAUGUAUGGCCAAUUGGUAUUAUAUUUGAAAAAAAUUCAUUUGGAUGAUGUACGA
Messenger RNA from Sclerotinia trifoliorum, 6172 nucleotides. NCBI's taxonomy places the organism in Eukaryota, Fungi, Ascomycota, Leotiomycetes, Helotiales, Sclerotiniaceae. The record is from the annotation of a GenBank genome assembly.